Messenger RNA from Lactuca virosa, 465 nucleotides. The record is from the annotation of a GenBank genome assembly. NCBI's taxonomy places the organism in Eukaryota, Viridiplantae, Streptophyta, Magnoliopsida, Asterales, Asteraceae.
AUGGGUAUCUGUGCAUCGACUCAGUCUACAAAAACUCAAGGUCAAUUGUUGAUCACCUAUGAGUUAACACCAACAAUAAAGGUGAUCAACUCAGUCGAUGGGAGCCUGAAAGAAUUCGAAGAACCGAUCAAGGCUAGUGAAGUUCUCUCCGGCCACCCAGACACCUUGUUCCUCUGCAACUCCGAGGAGAUGAACGUCGACUGUCACGUGCCUCGGGUCCCCGGAACUGAAGAACUCCAGCCGGGUCAACUCUACUUCAUUCUUCCGAUCUCAAUCUCAACGGGACUACUUUCUUUACAUGAACUCUGUUUGCUCGCUAUUCAAGCCAGCAAGGCGCUUAAAAGGUCAGCGGAAAAGAAGGAGAAGGAGAGCACGGCGUCGUUUAGUGACCGGCGUAAAAGUAAGAGAAAUGCUAGGCGAAAUCACAAGGUGGAUUUCCAGUUGGCUUUGAAAAAGCUCGGAUGA